Myripristis murdjan (pinecone soldierfish) is the source of this 1678-nucleotide messenger RNA. RefSeq names its product cardiolipin synthase 1 (gene crls1). Gene Ontology annotation, biological process: cardiolipin biosynthetic process. NCBI's taxonomy places the organism in Eukaryota, Metazoa, Chordata, Actinopteri, Holocentriformes, Holocentridae. Gene Ontology annotation, molecular function: cardiolipin synthase (CMP-forming) activity. Bases 153 to 1238 code for a protein of 361 amino acids. The transcript has 7 exons. The record is from RefSeq and is a predicted model, not a curated record. Gene Ontology annotation, cellular component: membrane; mitochondrion.
GUAACGUGCAUCCGGAUCAGAAUACGGCAACAUGGCAGCCUGCUGGUCAGAGCUGCUGUUGGCUCGGUCCUGACCGUCACUCACGGAAACCUCAACAUGGCAACGGGGACGGACAGCGCGAGACCAGCAGGUCGGUAACGGAGGGCUUUUACAUGAUGUUUCUGUGUUUUCGGGGCAGCCGCGCGCCGCUGUGCUCGAGCGGCACCGUCGCGGCUGUUCGCUGUUGGGUGGCCGCGCGCCAGGCGAGUGUGUGUCGGCUCGAGGGUGCGUCAUGGCGGAACAGGCACACACCUGUCACCGAGUGCGCGAGACUGAAGCCGUCCGCGCCCAACGGCUCGUGGCUCCUCAGGCUCAAACUGCGGGGCUCCGCGUGCACGGACAGCCGCGCCUCGUGCUGGUACGGAAUCAGUUCAGAGGGCGCGCCGAGACUCUGGCACGCGCACGGAGCCCUGUGUCUUCACCGGAGAGGUCACGAGAGGUCGGUAGCCAGUCUCCGGUCUCUGCUGUCACCUGCAGCGCGAGGGCUGUGCAGCGGGAAGCCUCAGGAGCCUCGCGAGGACGCUCCGCCAUCGGACCGCGGUGAAGCCAGUCCGGUACCGGGACAGGGGCUGUUCAAGUUCAAAGAGCUGUAUGAGAAUCCGUGGACGGUCCCCAACCUGCUGUGUGUGUGUCGGAUUGUGCUGGCACCGUUCCUGGGUUAUCUGAUCAUCCAGCAGCACUUUAACCUCAGUCUGGCCCUGUUUACACUGGCUGGAGCUACUGACCUGUUGGACGGCUACAUUGCCAGAACGUGGCCCAAUCAGAAGUCGGCGUUGGGCAGCGCUCUUGACCCCCUGGCUGAUAAGAUCCUCAUCAGUGUUUUAUAUGUCAGCCUCACCUAUGCUCAACUUAUACCAGCUCCAUUGACAGCGCUGGUGAUUUCCAGAGACAUCGGUUUGAUAGCUGCUGUUUUCUGGGUCAGAUACAAGACUGUACCUCCACCGGUGACCCUCAGUAAAUUUUUUAACCCUUGCUACACCACAGCCCAGCUCAAACCCACGCUCUUCAGCAAGGUGAACACAGCCAUCCAGCUCCUUUUAGUAGCAGCUUCCCUGGCAGCCCCCGUCUUCCAGUAUACAGACAGUGUGCUGCUGCAGUGUCUAUGGUACACUACAGCAGUGACCACAGCAGCUUCAGGCUACAGCUACUGGCACUACGGUCGCAAGACUGUGCAGGUAUUAAACGCCAAAUCACCAUGACAACCACAGCAGGAAACACCCAGACAGCCUAACAGAGACAACAAAUAGCCAGCGCCUUGGCACUGAGUAGUCAUGGAAAAUGCUGGAAAGAGGCAUGUACAGUCGUCUGGAGCACUGACACCAUGUAGCCGUGACAACCACACCGUGUCGUCAUGACAGUGACAUACGGCAGCCGAGGCAACAAGUGGUAUAUUGCAGCACUACAGAAACCUAACAGCUCUGCCACUGGACUGGCUGUGGUCUAGAGACAAAAACACACACAGAUACAAACACAUCAAGCGCUAUGGCAGGAACUUCGAUUUUUUUUUUUGUUUUUGUUUUUGUUUUUUCUUUCUUUUUCAAUCUAGAGGUUGCUAUGCCAACCUAAUCAUUGUCAAAUGAUUGUCAUUUUUGUAAAACAAUGAUUUAUGAUUAAAAAAAUAAUAAUCUGCUUUGGUGUA